GACGACAAGGUGGCAGAGAUGGCGUCACACAGCAACCCGCGGUCCGAGGAGCCGGCCGGAAUGGCGCCCCCGCCUGAUAAUGCCGAGAACGACAACUACUCCGACGUCGAAAUCCCCUCACCCUCCCACGACGGGUCGGACUGCGAGAGCCCGGAAAUGCCGGCCCAGCUGUCGGAGAUGUCGGUGGAGGAGUUCUUUAGGCCCAUCGUCGAGCGCACCAGAUACCGGAUGCACCCCAUGCAGGAGGCCCUCACCGUGCCAUGGGAAGUGCCCGUCAGCGCCGCCGACGUGGAGAGGCUCAGGGUCGGGUUCAGGUCGAGGAGCAUGGACGACAAGUGGGACCUGCUGCUCGAGGACCCGGACGACAAGGGCGGCUGGUCCAUGCACAUCAUCCGGACCUUUGGUGCCAUUUAUGACACGUGCUUCGUCCUCCACCUAGUCCACAGCCAGCAGCCAGGCACCGGCACGAAGACCACCAGCUUCACUUGGGACACGGAAUUCUCCCAUCACCAUGUCCCUGAAGAGCAGGCCAAGAAGGAUGCCAUUAUGCUAUUCAGAGGCCACCUCGGCUGCGAGUUCGAAGCACUGCCGCAAUACACGUGGGCCACGGAGUUCUGGAGAAAUCGCAGGAAGCUGGAUGAGGCAUACUCAGGUUGUAAAAACGAAAGUCGGUAUUAGUUGACGAAUUGUGUUGCUACUUCGGGUGUCUUU
Messenger RNA from Gaeumannomyces tritici R3-111a-1, 711 nucleotides. RefSeq lists its product as hypothetical. Lineage: Eukaryota; Fungi; Ascomycota; Sordariomycetes; Magnaporthales; Magnaporthaceae. The record is from RefSeq and is a predicted model, not a curated record. The transcript has a single exon. Bases 19 to 678 code for a protein of 219 amino acids.